Messenger RNA from Labrus mixtus (cuckoo wrasse), 767 nucleotides. It is a transcript of the gene hbae4, whose product is annotated as hemoglobin alpha embryonic-4. Gene Ontology annotation, biological process: oxygen transport; hydrogen peroxide catabolic process. The record is from RefSeq and is a predicted model, not a curated record. Gene Ontology annotation, molecular function: peroxidase activity; heme binding; oxygen binding. Bases 234 to 659 code for a protein of 141 amino acids. Gene Ontology annotation, cellular component: haptoglobin-hemoglobin complex; hemoglobin complex; blood microparticle. The transcript has 3 exons. NCBI's taxonomy places the organism in Eukaryota, Metazoa, Chordata, Actinopteri, Labriformes, Labridae.
GCCCUGCACUGUCUGCUGUCCGAUAACAACGAAGAAAUCAACACUUUGCAAGUAGUAACACCUCGUGUUCAUCACAAAGACACUUUCACCUCGUCAAAUCUGCGUUUCCGUUCAAUUCGGAUGUAAAAUGGUCGACUAAAACCUUUCAUGAGCGUAAAUGUACUUUACUUAACUCACGUGUAAAAUCAUCUCAUCUGGAUACAGAGCCGCAGUCAUUUUUCUGAGAGACUGCGAUGCUCUCAGCGACAGAGAAAACCCUGCUUGCAGAAAUAUGGGCCAGACUGACUCCUGUGGCUGAAGAUAUUGGGUCAGAUGCGCUUCAUAGGAUGUUUACCACCUUCCCGGGUUCUAAGGUCUACUUCUCCCAUCUGGACAUCAGCCCUCGCUCGCCUCACCUGCUCUCUCAUGGCAAGAAAAUCGUCCUGGCCAUCGCCGAGGGAGCCAAAGACAUCAGCCAGCUGACCGUCACCCUGGCUCCUCUGCAGACCCUGCACGCCUACCUGCUCCGGAUCGACCCCCACAAGUUCAAGCUCUUCUCACACUGUGUGCUCGUCGCUCUGGCCGUUCACCUGGGCGAUGACUUCACACACGUUGCACACGCAGCGAUGGACAAGUACCUGUCAGCCUUCGCAGCCGUGCUCACUGAGAAAUACAGAUGAGACCCAGGUGUAUGGAAACUAUUUAUAAAGCUCUAAGAUAUGAAGUAUCUAUGUAUGUGUGUGGAUGUUACAGUGCAAUGUUUUGUAGGAAUAAAAGUGUGCAAUGAA